This is a messenger RNA of Branchiostoma floridae (Florida lancelet), 2393 nucleotides long. Its product is annotated as P-selectin-like. The transcript has 12 exons. The record is from RefSeq and is a predicted model, not a curated record. The coding region runs from base 15 to 2393 and encodes 792 amino acids. Gene Ontology annotation, molecular function: calcium ion binding. NCBI's taxonomy places the organism in Eukaryota, Metazoa, Chordata, Leptocardii, Amphioxiformes, Branchiostomatidae.
AGUGCCCUUCACUCAUGCCACCAGUGAACGGUGGUCUGCGUCCUGCCGGUGUGAACACAUACCUUGAUGUGGUAACGUUUAGAUGUGACCGGGGAUACGAGCUAGUCGGCAGUACCAGUGCUACUUGUCAGAUGGACGGAACCUGGAAUGCUAGUGUUCCAGACUGCAAUGCCGUCAAGUGCACUUCACUCACGCCACCAGUAAACGGUAGUCUGAGUCCUACCGGUGCAAACAACUACCUAGAUGUUGUGACGUUCAGAUGUGACCUAGGAUAUGAGUUGGACGGCAGUACCAGUGCUACCUGCCAGGCGGACAGGAACUGGAGUACAAAUGUCCCAGCAUGCAAUGCGGUGAUGUGCCCUAGCCUGACAGCUCCAGUGAACGGAAGUCUAAUCCCCGCCAAUUCAAACACCUACCUAGAUGUGGUAACGUUCAGAUGUGACCGGGGAUACGAGCUAGUCGGCAGCACCAGUGCUACAUGCCAGGCAGGUGGCAGCUGGAGUUCAAGCGUUCCAACAUGCAAUGUGAUCACUUGUCCUUCACUAACGCCACCGGUGAACGGCGGCAUCAGUAAUAUCGGUGUAAACAACUACCUAGAUGUUGUAACCUUCCGAUGUGAUCAAGGAUACGAACUGAACGGCAGUACUAGUGCUACCUGCCAGGCGGACCGGAACUGGAGUGACAAUGUCCCAACCUGCAAUGUGGUGAAGUGUUCCAACCUGACAGCUCCAAUGAACGGUAAAUUGAGUCCUGUCGAUACCAUCAGCUACCAGGAUGUCGUGUCGUUUAGAUGUGACCGGGGAUACGAGCUGGUCGGUAACACCAAUGCUACCUGCCAAGCAGACGGAAACUGGAGUAAAAAUGUCCCAAUUUGCAAUCCGGUGAAGUGCCCUAGUCUAACAGCACCAGUGAAUGGCAGACUGACCCCUACCGGUAACACCGGUAACACCUACCUAAAUGUAGUGGUGUUCAGAUGUAACCGGGGAUACGAGGUGGUCGGCAGUACCAGUGCAAUCUGCCAGGCGGACAGGACCUGGAGUGCCAGUGUUCCAGACUGUGAUGACAUGGAUGCCUGUUUGUUUGACCCGUGUGUUCCCGAGGCCACCUGUGUGGAUAACCCCCCUCCUGCCGUUGAUGCGACUUGUACCUGCAACCCUGGAUAUACAGGGGAUGGUCGCUUUGUUGGAACUGGAUGUUCAGUAAUGACGACCCCUCCUGCUGCACAAACGUCAACAAGCGCCCGCCCGCCGGUCACGUGUCCACCCUGCCACGCCCAAGCCUCCUGUAAUGACGCAAGACCUAAUCCAACCUGCAGAUGCAACAGUGGCUGGGUUGGAAAUGGAUUCAGUUGCAAUGAUCUAGACGAGUGCAGCUUGACUGAGAGUCGACGUCCCUGCAAAGGACGCCGGGAACGCUGCUUUAACACAAUAGGAAGCUUCAGAUGUGACUGUUUUCCGUGGCUCAUCCGUUACCAGGGUAGCUGUACAGCUUUGAACAGGUUCUACGUCCGCCUUUUAUACAAUGCUAGUUUCGACUAUGAACCAGAUAAACAUGCACCUAGUGGAGCACAGUAUGAACAGAGCAGGAGAUAUCACUUAAAUCACUUCAACUACAUGGUGGAUUCCAUCAUGCAAACCAGAAGAUUUGGAAAUCCAGGGUUUAUACGGUUUGAGAGAGGCAGCUUGGUUGCCUUCCAGUCACUGACACUCAUCGAACAGGAAACACCUCUGCUACCUGCGACAGUGGAGGGACAUUUACAGAGUUACAUCAAUGAUAGUGUCGGGAAUACAUCAUUUCCUUUCGCGGGAGCAACGGUAACAGUAACAGAUUUCGAUGAGUGUCAAGAGAACACAGCGACUUGUCCUUACGGCUCUACCUGUCUGAACACACCUGGAGGAUACGGAUGCACCUACUGCACACCUGAGGUGACCAUCUUAGGCGGAGGAAUGUCCAUAACUCGCAGUAGAGCGUUCAGACUGAAUAGUCGAUUCGCCGUCGGUGCAAACUGUACGGAACCACGAGAUGUUAUGUACAAGUGGGAGGCUUUACCGCCUACCAAAACACAAUGGCAAGACCUUGCAGGCGUUGUUUUAACAAAAGCGGACCUUCUAGUGCCUUCCCGGACACUUGAGUACGGUACAUACGUGCUCAGACUAAGAGUGACUGUCAGAGAGAUCAACACUGGGGUUGUAGUAUCAAGCACAAGUAACAGCGCAUCAGUUACCAUCACAGCCUCCUCUCUCGUUGCUGGUAUUCUCGGUGGGUUCAAAAGACAGGUGAGUACGGGAAAGGUCACGUUGGACGCGGCCACGCUUUCGUCUGAUCCAGAUGGCGUUAUAUUAAGCAGCAAGGAUCUGGACUACCGAUGGUCUUGUACCUCUGUUGGUGAGUGA